AUGCAUGUAGAAUUAGUUUCACAGUCUGAACAUCAACAUUACAUUCGUUCAUCUUCUCGACAAAUCUGGCAGCGUGUGAAAAAUUUAUUAAAGAGCUGCAUUGGCCAUCGAUCAGAUCAACAUUUAUUCCGUCAUGAUGGUUCACUUGUUGAUCGUGAUCGUCUACGAAAGAAGAUCUCCCAUCAUGAACAAUCAUACAAACAACGUCAAAAGACUUGGCCAUAUCUGUUGAACAUCUACUCACCAACGAUGACUGAUAAUGACAAGAAAAUCUAUCAAAACCAAGCUCGAAUUCGUUACAAUAAAUUGAAACGAGCAUGGCAAGAACGUGUGUCUCGUGGUGAUCAAUUCUAUAUUUCUCUUGCUGAUCGAAUACUCAAAGAUGUUCGUCGUACCGAUCGACACAUGAAGUUCUUUCGAAAAAAUCAACGAAUUCUUUUCAACAUAAUGAUGACUUACAGUGUGUAUCAUCCACACCCAGGGUAUAGUCAAGGUAUGAGUGAUAUGUUGACGCCAAUUGUUUAUGUAUUUCUCGAUGAAUCGAUGAGUUAUUUUGCGUAUUGUUCAUUGAUGACUCGUUAUAUGAGCUCCUUAUUCGAUCGCAAUCAAAUCGAGAUCAAUCAUCGUCUCUAUCGAUUUGAUUUGAUCUUUCGUUCAAUAGACUAUGAACUUUGGAGUCAAAUUAACUUAAACAACGACCAGGAUGACAAUAGUUUAUUUGUUUAUCGAUGGUUAUUACUCGAUUGUAAACGAGAAUUUCAUCACCGAUUUAGUGAUGUUCUUCGUGUUCUUGAACUUAUUUGGGUAAACUCCAUGUCGUUGACAGUGACAGAAACUGAUCGAUCUUUAUUCACAAUUUUUGUCUGCAUAUCACUUUUGGAGGAAGAUCGAAACAGAAUACUGUCGUGCUCGACUGAAGAUGAUUUACACGAAUAUUUCUAUUCAUCAUCAACAUCGAUAUCAAGAUCUCGUUGUUCUACAAAGCGAAUUCUACAACGAGCACAAAAUUAUCAUGCAAGUUACACAUCAGUAGAUAAAAAAUGA
Adineta ricciae is the source of this 1044-nucleotide messenger RNA. The record is from the annotation of a GenBank genome assembly. Lineage: Eukaryota; Metazoa; Rotifera; Eurotatoria; Adinetida; Adinetidae.